UUUAAUAUUUGUUGUUGACAUUUUCACUUGCAUUUAAUUAGAUUUUUCACAAGACGUAAAAAAAUAAUAGAAAAUAAUACAGAAAAGUGCUUUAUCCACAAAUAAAAGUGUCAAAAUCUAUUAGCAAAUAUAAAAGGCCAUAAAUGAGUGUACAAAAUGAAUUCGCAACAGCCAACACAAUAUAAUUUUAAAGUUGUUCUACUUGGGGAGGGGUGCGUGGGAAAAACAUCGAUUGUUUUGCGAUAUGUCGAGGAUAAAUUCAAUCCUCAGCAUAUAAGUACACUACAGGCUUCAUUCCUCACCAAGAAGGUGACCCUAGAAAAUGGCAGCAAGGUGCAAUUGAAUAUCUGGGAUACUGCCGGACAGGAACGUUUUCAUGCUCUAGGACCCAUAUACUAUCGGGGCUCUCAUGGUGCCAUACUAGUGUAUGAUAUCACCGAUCAAGACUCGUUUCAAAAGGUAAAAAAUUGGGUUAAAGAACUUAAACGUAUGCUAGGCUCUGAAAUAAUCCUAGCCAUAGCAGGCAAUAAAAUAGACUUGGAAGAGCAUCGUACAGUAAUGGAAGAGGAUGCGUUGUCAUAUGCUGAAAGUGUAGGUGCUCAUUAUUUUGAAACUUCUGCCAAAACAAAUGACAAUGUAGAAGAAGUAUUUGUAGAGCUAACAAGACUUAUGGUGCAACAUGCCCAACAAAACAAUCAAAAACAAAGAACAAUGACUCAACAGCAAUUCGGCCAAAGACGUUUAAUCGUAGAAGAUUCCACAGAAGGCAAUGAUGGUAAUCAAACCCAAGUGCCUGAAGGUUCUCGUUCCUGUUGUGGUUAAAAUGUUGUUAUAAAGGGUUAAUAAAUAAUCCCACCACAUUUAUUCACCCAACCACCCAAAAACAUUUCUCUACAUUAAACAAUAAAAAUGUGCAGCAGUAAUAAAAGUAUACCAACCCUGCAUAUGUGAACGAGUAACUGUAGUAGUUUAAUUAUUUAAAUAAAUAAAUUUAUGUGAUAAAAUUAUUAAAUUAAACAAAAAUAUAUAAAGAAAAUCGUAUGUAUGUUUAUAAAGUACAUAUAGUUAAUAUUAUAUUGUUAAUAAUUUGUUUAUUUCUACUUAUUCUUAAAAAAAAAUAGCUUAGAAAUUUUUCAUUUCUAUUAUUUUCUCUACUUCUACUUUAAAAAGUAGCUCAAGCUUUUAUGUAUCAAAUGUAUCAUGUCUCUGUAAAAAUUAAAAAAAAAUGCUUGUCCA
Messenger RNA from Lucilia cuprina (Australian sheep blowfly), 1236 nucleotides. It is a transcript of the gene Rab21, whose product is annotated as ras-related protein Rab-21. The record is from RefSeq and is a predicted model, not a curated record. NCBI's taxonomy places the organism in Eukaryota, Metazoa, Arthropoda, Insecta, Diptera, Calliphoridae. Gene Ontology annotation, molecular function: GTP binding; GTPase activity. The transcript has a single exon. Gene Ontology annotation, biological process: Rab protein signal transduction. The coding region runs from base 157 to 822 and encodes 221 amino acids.